Podarcis raffonei (Aeolian wall lizard) is the source of this 1928-nucleotide messenger RNA. It is a transcript of the gene TESK1, whose product is annotated as testis associated actin remodelling kinase 1. Gene Ontology annotation, cellular component: cytoplasm; nucleus. NCBI's taxonomy places the organism in Eukaryota, Metazoa, Chordata, Lepidosauria, Squamata, Lacertidae. Gene Ontology annotation, biological process: positive regulation of stress fiber assembly; actin cytoskeleton organization; protein phosphorylation. The record is from RefSeq and is a predicted model, not a curated record. Bases 166 to 1896 code for a protein of 576 amino acids. The transcript is spliced from 10 exons. Gene Ontology annotation, molecular function: ATP binding; protein serine/threonine kinase activity.
GGCGGCGGCUGGGCGGGCGGGGGGCGGCUGCGGCCCUCCUCCUACCGGGCCCUGCGCAGCGCCGUCUCCACGCUGGCGCGCAUCGACGACUUCUACUGCGAGAAGAUCGGCGCCGGCUUCUUCUCCGAGGUCUUCAAGGUGAGGCACCGCCAGUCGGGGCAGAUCAUGGUGCUGAAGAUGAACAAGCUGAUGAGUAACCGUGGCAACAUGCUGCGCGAGGUGCAGCUCAUGAACCGCCUCUCCCACCCCAACAUCCUCCGGUUCAUGGGCGUCUGCGUCCACCAAGGCCAGCUUCACGCGCUGACGGAGUACAUCAACGGUGGCAACCUGGAGCAGCUGCUGGACAGCCCCACCCCGCUGCCCUGGCCCGUCCGCGUCAAGCUGGCCCUGGACAUCGCCCGCGGCCUCCGCUACCUGCACAGCAAGGGCAUCUUCCACCGCGACCUCACCUCCAAGAACUGCCUCGUGAGAAGUGAGGACAACGGCUACACGGCCGUUGUGGGAGACUUUGGCCUGGCGGAGAAGAUCCCCACCUACAGUGAUGGGGGCGAGAAGGAGCCUCUGGCCGUUGUCGGCUCUCCGUACUGGAUGGCCCCGGAGGUCCUGCGUGGGGAGCUGUACAACGAGAAGGCUGAUGUCUUUGCCUACGGUAUCAUCCUCUGCGAGACCAUCGCCCGCCUGCCGGCCGACCCGGACUACCUGCCCCGCACUGAGGACUUUGGGCUGGAUGUGGCCGCUUUCUGCAACCUGGUGGGAGCCGACUGCCCUGCAACAUUCCUCCAGCUGGCCUUCCACUGCUGCAGCAUGGAGCCCAGCUCGAGGCCCUCCUUCCUGGAGAUCACGCAGCACCUGGAGGGCAUCUUGAAGCAGCAGCUGGCAGCCAGAGAUGCCCAAGACGCCCUGCAGAGCGACAGGACCAGCACCCCGGGGAGCCCGGCACUCUCCCUCCGUGACAAAGCCACCCAGGACCCCCUGCUGCCCGCCAUGCCACCCAGCCUGCUGGACCAGCCUCCCGUGCCCCCGGACCAGCGCCUCUCGCGCAGCCAGUCGGACAUGGUGCCGCCCAGGGCGCCCCAGGACACCCCGCAGCGAGUCAACCCCUUCUCCCAGCGCCACGACCUCCAGGGUGGCCGCAUCAAGCUCUUUGACACGCCCAGCAAGUCUCUGAUCUCGCUGACCUUCGACCUGCCACCCCCCUCGCCCUUCCCGCCGGGCACACCCGUCACCCCGGAGCCGGCCGUGGAGGCCCACUGCGACUUCUCCGAGCCGGCUGCCCUGGCCCGCAGGUGCCGCUCGCUGCCUGCCUCCCCGGAGAUGCCCCGCCGGGGGGGUCCUCGCCCCCCCCAGCCCCUCCUGUCCCUGGACUGCAGCAGCCUGGAGCGCCCCCUCCGCUCCCCUCCCUCCGGCGAGCUCAUGGACACCAGUCCCGACAGCCCCCCCAGCGCCCUCCCUGCGGAGCCGGCCGCCCCCCUGGCGCCCUCCGUGGCCAACGGCAGCUUCAUCCGCACGGCCGUCUCUGGGAUGCAGCCCUGGCCCUCCAAUGGGCUGCUCUUGAACAACAACAGCAAGCCCCCCAGCUGGGGAGGGGGCUUCUCAGAGCUGAGCGUGCCCCCGCCCGGCUCGGGGCCCCCGCUGGAGCACGCAGGAUCGGCCCUGGCCCUGAGCGGAGGGGGCAGCGUGGGGGUGCUGGAGCAGGAGGAGGUUCUGAGCUGCCCCGCCUGCUGCCUGGGGCCCUUUGGCUUCAGCUUCGCCUCCGUCUGCCACCGGCCCCCCGCCAGCGCCCCCGCCUACCAGAACCUCAACUGCGAAGCCAAGAGCCUGCUGUGCCCGGAGAGGCACCACAAGGGCCCGGUUCUGGCAGAGCCCAGCCUCAAGCUGCCCGAAGCACAGUCCUAAGGCGGGACACACAGAGGCCCCCCCUGAGCCCG